Papilio polytes (common Mormon) is the source of this 1412-nucleotide messenger RNA. RefSeq names its product nuclear protein localization protein 4 homolog (gene Npl4). NCBI's taxonomy places the organism in Eukaryota, Metazoa, Arthropoda, Insecta, Lepidoptera, Papilionidae. Bases 44 to 994 code for a protein of 316 amino acids. Gene Ontology annotation, cellular component: nucleus. The transcript has 5 exons. Gene Ontology annotation, molecular function: ubiquitin binding; ubiquitin protein ligase binding. Gene Ontology annotation, biological process: ubiquitin-dependent protein catabolic process. The record is from RefSeq and is a predicted model, not a curated record.
UGUCAUUAUCAUAUGUCAGUUUAGUUUGUAUUGCUGUUGGUGUAUGUAUAGUAAUUUAAUAAAUAGAAUGUCAGGAUCUAAAAAGAUGACGCUGCGGGUGCAGUCGCCAGAGGGCACGUCGCGCAUCGAAGUGCUGGACACAGAUGUGACGUCGCGCCUGUAUGAACGAGUCUAUGAAGUCUUACGCCUUAAUACUUUUGGCUUUUCCCUGUACCGUGACCGACAACGCAAAGAGGAAAUUGUCUCGAGCAAAUCACAUCAACUUCGUGAAUACGGUUUACAGCAUGGCGACAUGUUGUACAUGAACCCGGUAAAUGGGGCAGUGUUGUUUGAGCAGCCAUCCACUAGUGCAGAGGACAAUAACAAACCUUCGGGGGAGCAGAAUAGUGCGGGUAUGUCUGCCCCGAGUGCACCCGCAUCGGCCCCCAAGCCUGAAGAAGAUGAAGUGGAUCUAGAGCUCUAUCAGCUCUCCGGCGCCAUACAAAGACAGAGAGAUGACAAAUUAUGUCGACACAACUCAAAGGGGUGCUGCGUGCAUUGCUCGCCGCUGGAGCCCUGGGACGAGGGCUACCUACGGGAGCACAACAUCAAGCACAUGUCCUUCCACGCGUACCUGCGCAAGAUCACCUCGGGAAAAUUCAUUUCUUUGGAUGAACUGUCGUGCAAAAUAAAACCAGGCUGCAAGGAGCACCCGCCGUGGCCGCGCGGCAUCUGCUCGGCGUGCCAGCCCGGCGCCGUCACGCUCAACCGCCAGCCCUACCGCCACGUGGACAACGUGCUGUUCCAGCGCGCCGGCCUGGUGGAGCGCCUGCUGGCCUACUGGCGCGCCACCGGCCGCCAGCGCCUCGCCUUCCUCUACGGCCGCUACGAGCGACAUCCCGACGUGCCGCUCGGUGCGUGUCUCAUAGCAACCAUAGUCUACUUCUCCCAAUACAUUCCUUUUUUACUAUUACAAAUACUGUUAAGUCGGAAAACGGCGUCGCAAAUAACUUGAGAUUUAUAAUUGAUUUUUUUUAAAAUAAAAGACUGGUUGUGUAAAAACUGUAAGAGAUUUAGAUAAAUAUGCCAUCGCUAUCAAUUUAGUAGCUUUUUUUUUAAUCUACAAUUCUCUCAUACUACAUUUUUAUGUCUCUUAAUUACAGAAGGCAAAAAAGGAACAUUUGGAGGGGUACAAAAAUUCAGUGCUAUACUAAUGAAAUAUAAAUACCAACCUGAAUUAAUUAUGUAAAUAGUGGUGAAAACCGUGUUUUAAUUAAUUUUGCGAUUUAGGAGAGCAGAAUGCAAUAAUAGAUAUAGCGGGCCGCACCAGGCCGCACCAGGCCGCGGCACACUGCAUGUAUCGCAAAGGCCUCGAUUAAUAAUAAUUAACUUUCGAGUCAAGCAUAAUUGCAAGCCGUGGGUAGUGCCGGCAG